Messenger RNA from Clonostachys byssicola, 4185 nucleotides. The record is from the annotation of a GenBank genome assembly. NCBI's taxonomy places the organism in Eukaryota, Fungi, Ascomycota, Sordariomycetes, Hypocreales, Bionectriaceae.
AUGCCUAACUCAGAGGACUACACAGUGGGAUGGAUCUGUGCUAUUGUCAAAGAAUAUGUUGCGGCGCAAGUCUUCCUCGAUGAGAGAUAUCCCAGCCCCGAGUUCGUGGCUUGCAAUGACAGUAAUGCCUACGCACUGGGAAGAAUGGGGAGACAUAAAGUUGUGAUAGCUGUGCUUCCCGACGGAGAGUAUGGUAUAUCCGCUGCAACAGGGGUCGUGAAGGAUAUGCUGCACAGCUUUCCUAACGUCAGAAUCGGCCUUAUGGUUGGCAUUGGCGGUGGAGCACCCAGCCCAAAGCAUGAUAUCCGGCUGGGUGAUAUUGUCGUCAGUGCUCCUCGCGACAAUAGUGGCGGUGUGUUCCAGUACGACUUCGGCAAGACAAUUCAAGACCAGCAAUUCUACACUACUGGGUUCUUGAACCAGCCUCCGACCCUCCUGCGUUGCGCUGUAGCUGACAUCAGGGCCAAAUUUGAGAUAGAAGGUCACCAGCUUGAAGCUGCCAUUGAGGCUGUUCUCGAAAACAAGCCAACGCUUCGCAGGAAAUACAAACGGCCGAACCAAGACAGCGAUAGACUGUAUCAAAGUGAAGUUGUUCAUCCUGUAGCUGAUGACGAGGCCUGUAUCACGACCUGUGGUGAUGGUCCGCCGACUGCGAUAGCACGGCCUGAGAGAACCGAUGAAGAUGAGAACCCAACAAUUCACUACGGCCUGAUUGCUUCAGCAAACCAGCUAAUGAAGGAUGCUUUCGUUCGGGACCAACUUGCCAAAGAAAAGGAUGUGUUAUGUUUCGAAAUGGAAGCGGCUGGGCUGAUGAACCAAUUUCCUUGCCUAGUAAUCCGCGGUAUAUGUGACUAUUCAGAUUCCCAUAAGAACAAGGAGUGGCAAGGUUAUGCAGCAAUGACGGCUGCCGCAUACGCCAAGGACCUCCUUUGUUGCAUCCCCCCGAAUAAGAUCGAGGCCGAGAAAAAGAUUAAGGACAUUCUUUCUGAUAUCGGGACGAGUAUCAAAAACAUCGACUUAAAGUUGAGCAGAAAGGAAGAUCUUGAAAUGCUCAAAUGGCUCAGCCCAACUGAUUACGACGCGGAGCAGAACGAUCAUUUUGGACAAAGACAAGAGAAUACCGGCCAAUGGUUUAUCAAUUCCUCCGAGUUUCGAAAUUGGAUCGAGAUCAGUGGGCAAAUUUUGUUUUGUCCAGGGAUUCCAGGAGCAGGAAAGACAAUAAUGGUGUCAACAGUGAUUGACCAUCUGAAAACUCGCUUCUUGGAAGAUGAGUCUGUUGGUAUCGGCUUUCUUUAUUUUAACUUCAGGCGUCAAGGCCAAAAUGUGCAGGAUCUCUUCAGCAGUUUGCUGAUGCAACUUAGCCGAGGCCGACCAGCUCUACCGGUUCAAACACUCUAUAAGAAACAUCAGGCAAUGUUCACUCGGCCUCAGAUUGAUGAAAUAUUGGAAACCCUUCAAGCUCUAAUAUCGAUGUAUGAAAGAGUAUUCAUCGUUGUCGACGCACUCGAUGAAUACCAGUCCUCUGAUGGUUGUCUGGAUACUUUUUUAACCAACAUAUUCGAGAUCCAAUAUGAGACUCAAUUAAACCUCAUGGCGACAUCGAGACAUAUUGCGGAAAUUGAAACGAGGUUUCGUGGGGGGAGCUUACUGGAAAUACGAGCUGUAGACGAAGAUGUGCGAACGUAUCUGGUUGGCCAUAUGGAUAGACUGCCAAACUUCGUCCGGCGUGAUGCCGAGUUACAAAAUCGAAUAAGGUCCACAAUAGCUCAGGCUGUCAAUGGAAUGUUUCUUCUCGCUUCUUUACAUAUAGACACCCUCUCUAAGGAGCCUACAGUCGGUCAUCUGGAACUGGCAUUGAAUACUUUGCCCAAGGGACUGGAUGAGACGUAUGAGCAUGCUUUAGUGCGCAUCGAAAGGCAAGGUGGGGGACUCCAGCAACUAGCAAAGGCGGUCUUAUCUUGGCUGGUGUUUGCACGCAGACAGCUUUCUCCGGCUGAGCUCCAAUGUGCCCUUGCGAUAAAGCCUGGAAGUUCGAAGCUGGACAGAAAGUUUAUCCCUGAUGUUGAAAUGAUAGGGUCAAUCUGCGCGGGUCUGGUUACACUAGACACCGAAAGCAACGUCAUCCGGUUGGUCCAUAUGACAACGCAGGAAUAUUUCGAGCGCACACACGACCGAUGGUUACCGAAUGCAGAAAAUGAUAUCACAAGAGCUUGCGUCACGUAUGUUUUGUUUGACGAGUUCAAGAGUGGUCCUUGUCUAUCAGACAAUGAGUUCAUGGAGCGUCUGGAAUCAAACCAACUUUACCGCUAUGCAAUAGAUCAUUGCGUUUGUUCCCUCCAGGAUUCUGCAGAAUUACAAAAAGAAACAAUGAUGCUCUUACAUUCUAAGGGGAGUUUAGAAGCUGCAAUUCAAACUUAUAUUGUUGCGAAAUAUAUCUCUCCCAUGUAUCCUUUUGCAAAUCACAGCCAAUCAUUCCCGCAGGGAGUGAGCAUGCUUCAUGUGGCAGCCUAUUGUGGGAUAACCAAGGCAGUAGAAAUCCUUCUCUUAAGCGGGGCUGAGCCCUCUGCGAAGGAUGACUCAAAUCGAACGCCGCUCCUUUAUGCCGCCGCAAGUGGUUAUGAGACUGUAGUAAAGCAGCUUCUCGAUGCUGACCAGACUAUUGUUGAUUUGAUGGGUAGGGGCUACCGAACACCGCUUUCAUAUGCUGCUGAACGUGGCCAUGCUAGCGUAGUCAGGCUACUACUUGAUACUGGCAAGGCCAAAGUUGACUUGAGAGAUCAUACUGGUCGAAUUCCUCUUUCAUAUGCGGCAAAAUGCGGCAAUGGGGACAUAGUCAAGCUACUACUUGAAACAGGAAAUGCGAUCGCCGACUGGAUAGAUAAUAAAGGCCGAUCACCACUAUCAUAUGCGGCAAGAUAUGGCUACGGGGAUAUAGUCAAGCUGCUACUCGAAACCGGUGAUGUUGAUCCCGACUCAAAAGACGUAAAUGGUCGGUCACCAUUAUCAUAUGCGGCCGAGCACGGCGAUGAGGCUACAACCAGGUUGCUUCUUUAUACCAAUACUGUUGAUAUAAACUCCAAAGAUAAAGAUGGCCGGUCACCGCUUUCAUAUGCUGCCGGGAAAGGCAACGAGGCUGCAGUUAGGCUGCUACUUGGUAUAAGUUCAACUGAUGUCAACUCAAAGGACAAUAGCAAUAUGACACCGCUUUCACAUGCUGCCAACAACAACCAUGAAAGUAUUGUUAUGAUGCUUUCUGACCGAUGGAAUCGUGACGGUCGGGCAGCUAGUGACUGGCAGGCGGACAUAUUCGACCCUUCCAUGCUCCAUGACCACAUCGUGGACAUACUGCUCGAAAAGGGAAAGCUGGAUAUUGCCUCAGAGAAUGGUCGAUCUCCGCUCUUCUGGGCAGCCAGAGCUGGCGUAAAGACGACAGUUGAGCUGCUUCUCAAGUUAGGAAAGAUUAAUGUCAACGCGAAGGAUAUCUUCUUUGGCCGCACACCGUUGUUAUGGGCUAUUGAAGGGGGAAAAGAAGAAAUGGUCAAGCUGCUCCUUGAUGUACCGAACAUUGACGUCAACCUGAAAAGCGGCCAAGGCCGCUCGCCACUACUUUCAGCUGUUUUUCGAGAGAAUGAGACUAUAACGAAGCUUUUGAUCAGCACAGGCAGGGUUAAAGUUAAUUCGAAGGAUUUGAUGCAUGGCAUGACGGCAUUUGGAUACGCGGCUAUGAAUGGGAACGUGGCUAUUAUGAGGCUGCUUCUCGAUACAGGAAUGGUCAACAUUAACGCGAGAUCACGUGAAGGUCACACCCCAUUAUAUCAUGCUGUCAUGAGCGGUCAAGAGGCUGCAAUGAUGUUACUACUUGAUACAGGAAAGGCCGAUAUUGAGUCAAGGCACUUAGAUGGUGUGCCGCUACUCCCAUUGGCUGCUCGGAAAGGGCACGAGGGCCUAGCUAAGUUCCUCCUUGAUAGAGGAAAGGCUGAUGUUAACUCAAGAGGUUGGAAGGACAAAACGCCAAUUAUACUUGCUGCUGAACGGGGGCAUGAGGGUGUAGUGAAACUGCUGCUCGAGACAGACGGGUUAGAUAUUGAUCUGAAGGAUUCCUUUGGGCUCACCGCGCUCGACUGGGCAAAGAAAAACAAGCAUGAGGCUGUGAGGGAGUUACUGCAAGCUCGAUUGAGCACAUAG